This is a messenger RNA of Phragmites australis (common reed), 2218 nucleotides long. RefSeq lists its product as uncharacterized. The record is from RefSeq and is a predicted model, not a curated record. The coding region runs from base 117 to 2066 and encodes 649 amino acids. The transcript is spliced from 13 exons. Lineage: Eukaryota; Viridiplantae; Streptophyta; Magnoliopsida; Poales; Poaceae.
UACCAAUAUCAGGUGGCCACCGCGCGCGAAGCAAAAACCAUUCCCGCUCAUACGCCGCGCUCGUCUGAUCGUCUCCACUCCCCCUCCCUUCUCCUCUCCUCCCGCCCUAGGGUUCCAUGGACCCGGCGGCCGCCGGCGCCUCCGCCUCCGCCGACGGGGGCGCCUUCCUCGAGUUCGUCGACCACGCCAUCUCCGUCCUCUCCUCCUCCGGCGGCGACGGCGACGGCUACGAGUCCCCAGGGAACGAGCCGGCGCCGGCUCGGCCACCCUGGGGGUGGGUGGUGGCGCAGGUGCUCAAGUCGUGCUGCGCCUACUCCAGCGGCGUCACAGCGGCCAUCCUCCUCUCAGACCUCUUCCAGUCUUGGACAGAACAGCGUAAAUCUCUGACCUCAAAGAGGAAGGUCGAGCUGACCAAACUUCUAAACACGCGGAAUAAGAGGAGGAGGCUUCCUAAUACUGUUACAAUCGAUUCUAUCCAUGAGAAGAAUUUCCUUUCUCCCAAGAGUGUCCUUGAAGCUGUCAUCAUCGAUGUGUUUGUCCUUCCUGGUACAAACAUAUACAUGCUUACCUUGGGAGACAUGUGGAGUGCAUCCACUAUCGACCUAUAUUUACACCGAAGGUACUACGACUACAUAGGACAACAUGGUAUAUUGAAGAAGGGUCGAGAAGUUAUGCUCACAGGAUGUUGUCUUCGUACAGCUAUGGAGGGAUCUGGCCAUGCUCGCAUUUUGCCAACAGAAUACAUGGUGAUAUUACUCGAUGAGGACCAAGAUGAAGAUGCCAUGUUACUUGCUGCACAGUUUUGCACCUAUUCAUUCUCAUCUAUGAUUCUUGAGGAAAAUAGAAUCGAUGUUCCAUACUCAUUUUAUGCCAGGAUUGAGAAGAUUGAGUCCUUGGAACCUUUUAGAUGUACAGAAAGAAAACAGACUAUACUUGUAGACAAUGAUGAUGCAAAAAUGAAAUUUAUUCUAUGGGGAGAACAGGUUUUGCUUGCAAAUCUUUUCAGUGUAGGGAGCAUGCUUGCACUGGAUAGACCUUUUAUUGCAAAUUUUGUAGACAAUAGCCAUGAGGAGUCUCAGGAACUGUGCCUUGAAUAUGGUAGUGCAACACAGGUCUACAUGGUGCCAAUUGCUCAACAAGAGGAACAGGUGCUUCUUACACCUACUCAAGUAAGGAGCCAAGGACCUCGGCUGUCAUGUCUUCCGACUGAUAAUGUGGCUUCACAAGUGACAUUACCACGUGAUUUGCAUGGUUCACUUGACUUCAGUAAAUAUCCAUUUCGAGCAUAUGUAAGUGACCUCCAUGAUAAAAUGAUGGGAGUUAGUCUGGUUGGCACCGUAACAAGUGUUUGUAAAGCAAGCGCAUCAGGGACUACAUUUUAUUUGGAGUUAGAAGACAUAACAGGAGUUGUUCUGAUGAAGGUUAUCUUUAUUGGACCCUGGUCAUUAGGUAGAGUGGGAGUAGGUCAUAUGGUGUACAUCUCUGGUUUGACUUGCACUUCGAGUUCAACAAACAUCCUUGAAGUCUCAUGGUGUGAAAAGGAGCCAGGGUCUCUGUUUGUUAAUUUAAGCUUGCUGCCAGCGCUGCUGAAUUCAACAUGCCUGCAUAAUUUGUCACUCUUGUCAGAUCUUCCCCAUUCGACAAACAGAACACAUAUAUGCCAUGUUCGACUAGACCACAUUGAUUGCGGCAGUUUAAAGGUGUUAUUAUUCCACAGUAUUUGUGGCUGUGUUGUGAAUGAACAGUCAGAUGGACUCCAGUGUUCCUUUUGUAAGUGUGCCUGUCAGAGUGGAUGUGCACAUGGCUUUCAGUUGCACUUGACCAUUGCAGACGACAGUGAAAAGGCCUUUGCUUGGUGCGUUGGCCAAACGGCUGUGGAGUUCCUUCAGAUAUCUCCUGAUGAAUAUCUGGAACUCCCUGAGGAUGAACGGGCAAUGUAUCUCUACACUCUCCAGAAUGACAGUUUCAUGGUCGCUAUCGCAAAUACCAGUAAGCGGGUCGAUGCAUGUGCUGCGAAUGAUGAAGCUCCUGUCUGGGAGAUCACAAGAGCCCAAAAAUGCGAAUGAGUUUCUUUAGUAGUCGAGAAAGAAAAGGUUCAUGCGGCGAAGUUACUGUAUAUUUUUUCAUAGUUUAGUUUCAGGUGCAUCAGCAAUGCUUUGUAAGCUCCUCGAGAAAACAGAUCAUAGUUUAUAAGCUUGGGGUUUGCUCCGGUGUUCUC